UAAAAACAACUAAAAAAAAAAGAAUUAUUUAUUAAUUAAAAUUCAAUCGAUUAACCGGUCUUUACACAGUUAAUUGCAAUGUCCCACUAUCGGCCCACUCAAGCCCUAAAAAAGGGCCAAAAGGGCUUCUUUGCUACUGACAAUAGUGAAAAUAAGGGCGCCCGGUCCUUUGUAGUUCUCGGUUUUCUUGCAACUGGAGCAGCUAGUGGACAAAUUAUGGCACAUACACUUUUCAGUUCUCACUAUAGAGAUUAUGUUAGACUCUAUAAAAAAGGAUUUUCACUGCCUGUACCAAAACCACUCGAAGACCGUUUCAAAUCAACUCUAAACUUACUAAAUAUUGAUCCCAGAUACCAAAAAUACUACAAUCCAUUCAUGGCUUGCGGCUUCGAUAUGAUCAGUAUGGGAACCUCUGGAAAAUGCGGAAUACACAUUGGCCUACCAGUAAACUUCACAUACAACACCGUAUCAGAUGUAGAUAAAUCUAGAAUAAUGGUAAACCAGGGAUCUGUAGUUUGGGAUUCUGAAGCGGGACAGCAACUAUUAAAAUCCCUAGUCAUGCCUGAGCAAGGGCAAAUGUACGCAAUGGCCAGGGAAAUUAAAAUGAGAGACAGUUUGAAAUUGUAUUUGGACAUUUCUUAUGCCUUAGUUGGAGCUGCCUUGGCGUACUUUGGAGGCACCAGCAUGAAUAAAAGACUUCAUUUACAAAACCAACCUAGACCAGUAAGACUUGUAGGAAUUGGUUUAGUUGCAGCAUUCAGUGGCUUGAAUUAUUUAAUGUGCAAAGACUUCACCCAAAAUUACUAUGAAGAAGUUAUAGAUAGGGAACUAAAAGAAUUGGAUCCUAUUUUUGCUGAGGGAGGCAAACAAUUUUAUACGCAAAUAUUGGAGAGGAAUAAAGCUUUGAGGACUUUGAUGGGCAAAGAAGGCGAAAGCACUUAUACAGUUUUAGGAAAUGAGAAUUUCUUGUUUAGACAUAAACAUAGGCCUUUAGUGCAAAGGAAAAUAUUUUUUGAAGAACCAUCAGAGCAACAAAUUAAUCAAUAAAUUGUUUUAUUUAUAACAGUAAAAUUAAAUCUAUUUUUAACUUAAAACCAAACCCCAUCGUCAUCUUCAGGUAUAUUAUCCGGUUCUUGUUGCAAAUGCUGAUGAUUUUCUUCAUCCUCACUUUCACUCACUGCCAAAUCGUCAUGGAUUUUAAUUUCUUGGCCUUGAACUGGAUCAUCUACUUUACGCACAGAUGCUAAUCCAGACAUAAGAAAAUCUGAAGGAUCGUAAUUUGGAUCAACAUCAACAUCUAAACUUUCUUCUGCAAAUAAUAAUUCAAAUAAACAACAUCAAUAUUAUAUAGAAUUACCUUUAAAGAUUAAAGUCUCAGGUGUGUUUAAUUCUUCUUGCUGAUAGAAGCCCAUUGAACCAAGCUGCACCAUUGCUUCAGCAGCUUGUUGACUGUCAUCCUCUAUAGGAAUUUCAGCAGAAAUUAAAAGCCCUUUUUGCUCUGGCUCAGGCUCAAAUUCAGUCAGAGGCACCUCAUCUAGCUCAUCUUCACUGGAAAACAACAAAUCUUGUUCCAAAGUAUCUGCCUGUUCACUUUUGAAACGUUUCCUAGGCUGUUUGGGUAUGAGCAUAGGUUCAUCUAGUUGAAUGUCGCCUUCAACAUCCACAAAAUCGUAGUCCUCCUCUUGACUUUUGCCAGGGGAUGUUGCAUGUUCUGGUGAACUUGCGUCCAUGUGGUAACUUUCUUCGUCGGUUCCCAUCCAGUUGUCGUCGUCUUGGGCCGCUUUUUCUUGCUCCGAGGUUAGUUUGUUUUCCAGAGCGGUUAAAUGUUCAUCAAACUAGAAAGAA
Molecule: messenger RNA, 1845 nt
Organism: Ceutorhynchus assimilis (cabbage seed weevil)
Lineage: Eukaryota; Metazoa; Arthropoda; Insecta; Coleoptera; Curculionidae
Source: the annotation of a GenBank genome assembly